Manduca sexta (tobacco hornworm) is the source of this 727-nucleotide messenger RNA. RefSeq lists its product as uncharacterized. Lineage: Eukaryota; Metazoa; Arthropoda; Insecta; Lepidoptera; Sphingidae. The transcript is spliced from 2 exons. The record is from RefSeq and is a predicted model, not a curated record. The coding region runs from base 80 to 538 and encodes 152 amino acids.
CAACCUUUUGUGGUGACGUAUAAUAUAGUUUUCACGUGCAGAUCAACGUUCAUCGAUUAGAAAUCGCCGUACCGACGUCAUGAGAGUUAUACUAAUUUUGAUCGUACUCACAGUUGGGCUAUUAAGAAAAUUUGCUGCAGUCAGACUACACAAGCUGUUCCAAUUCUUAGACGGGUUUAGAUCGGAGCAUAACCUGCGAGGCUUCCUGCAUGUCGGCAACGACUAUGCAGUGUUCCUUCAGAAGCCAAAUCCUCACGAUAAAUUCCUAUCGUACGAGCUUUAUGAGUCUAAAAAUGUUCCUGAUAUAAGCAAGUACCAACCACGCUUGUUAGCUAUAACCAAAGUGCCCAUAGAGUAUAUAAAAGAUCAGCUAAAAACGUUCAGACAAGAGUUGUAUAAAGCAAGACAUGACGAUAAUGUGGUGCCGGGAACGCAAGUGCAAACGCUACGCGAAUGGCAGAUAGAAAGGGCUCUGAACUUUCACAAUAAUAAACGGAUAUUUGACGACAAACUGCCGGUUUUGAGAACUGUAUUGUGAUAAUAUAAACGAUAUUAAAACUACGUUUGAAUUUAUUUUGGUAUAGCUAUCUACUUCAUUUGUUGCUAUAGUUUGAGUUGUUAUUGCGAACGAGAAGAGGAAUAUGUACAUUACUAGGUAUUCAUUACUUAAAUGUUUUUAUACAAUUUAUUCCUGAUAAACGUUUGAAAUAAAAUUUCACAAUCCAUA